GUUAAAUCCCGAUAUGAUGAUGAACCUUCUCGACUGGACGCCGUCACCAGCAGCUGGACAUGGUCAAGACGACAUUGAAGCAUUGAAGGCCCGUCCAUAUUUCUGCAUUGGCUGCUGUUGAUCUGUGCAAUAACGGUGGUCGUGUUCCGCCAAAGCGAUAAUCUUCAAAAAGGUAAUAUCCAUGGUUGACACCCAUCUCCACCAAAUGACUCCUCUUUUGGGGGAUAGACCUCAAUGAACUUUGCACAUGGGCUUUGCCGAUGUAAAGGCUGUAGAUGAUCUAUAGUUCGCUCAAUACUUGGUUCAAUCUACUCAACUGCUAGUCAGGUUGACUGUGGAAACGUAGACUUUUUGCGAAACCAAACAGCAGAGUCUAAUUCACAUAUGCUGUUCUUCUUCUUGCCAGCCACAAGUUACUGCUGCUACAGGGGGACAUUUUAGGAAGCAUCUGUUACUGCAUUGCUGGAAUGGUGAACAAAAUAGUGGAAAGCGCACACACCAUGAUUGAUUCGUAAGCUCUUAAUACGGCUGGACAAGAUGUUGAAGCUGAUGUCCCCGCAGAUGGAACUUUACCUGAACCCACGCUGGAAGCGGAGGAGCCCACAAAUGCAGCCCUUAUGACUGAACCCAUCGAGAGCUCUGCAGUUGAACCCACGGGUGACGCUAUUGGAAGUUUACCUGAACCUAUACCGGACGCAGACCAGCCCACAGAUUCAACAAUAACGAGUGAGCCCAUCGAAGCCUCCGAAGUUCAACCCACGGAUGAACCUAUUGGAACCUUACCAGAACCGACACGGGAAGCUGAACAGCUCACAAACGCAACCCUUGACACCGAAUCCGUCGCAAACUCAGAAGUUCAACCCACUGAUGAACCUAUUGGAACUUUGCCAGAACCAAUACCGGAAGCAGACCCGUCCACAAAUACGACCCUGAUGACUGAACCCGUCGAGGCUUCCGACGUUCGACCCGAGAGUGAAGAUGUUAAAACUUCACUAGAACCGACGAUGGAAGGAGAGCAACCCACAAUUACGACAAGCAUGACUGAACGUGCCAAGAACUCAGAAACUCCUGUUAAUAGAGACGUUGGAACGCCGAUUGGAGCAACUGUCAUGGAAGUCACAGAGAUGGAGCAGAUGAACAUUGGGGUCGUGCAGGAAGAGCAUGUGAUGGAGGUCACCGCGGUUGAGCAGAUGAAUAUUGGGGUUCUGCAGGAAGAGCAAAUGCUAGAAACUGGAGAGAUACUAGACCCAAUGGCAGACUCGCUGCAGGCUAUUGAUGUCCCGGAGCCUGGAAUCAGCGAGCCUGUACUUCCGGAUGACGUAGCUGCUUCAUCCCUUCCUGCGGCACCUGAUGAAGUUACCGAGGCGGAAAUCGAUGAUCUUUUUGCCAGAACGGGCCUUCACACCCGACUCGAUGAAUGGCAUCAAAAACGCUAUUACGGAGGAUAUCGAGACCGGCGAAGUGAAGUCGAGUAUUUCCAUGCCGAGACACAAACACCAACACCACAAGAGAUCAGAGCUAGGAAUGCCCCUCUAAAGUUCCACAGAGAUACCCAAACCAAAUUCCUGCGCAACCGGCGUACUCAGUCCACUCGAGAAUCUGCGACACAAAUGACCAAACCAGGCUGCUAUGUCUCCGUCGAAAACGACCACAUUCUCAGACCAAGGCGCUACAUUUCGGCCGACGAGCAUGAUGCAUGGAUAAUAUCAAACGUGAUAAAAUUGCAGUGCUGGGUCCGUCGAGUGAAGGCCUGCAGACGGGUGGCACGAUUGCGAAAAGAGCGGGACGAGCGGACACAGGCCAUGAUGGAGAAAGAACGAAGACGCAAGGAAUUAGCUGAAAAACGAAGACGAAAAGAAAUUGAAAGUCGCUUGCAUCCAAAGACGACAAAAGAUUUCGAAAUAUUGUACAAUGGGCUCGAGAGCUGGCGUCAGCAAGAAACACUAAAGAUCAACAAAGCUGGCUAUUCAGAACCCGCUCGCCUUGCUGCUCUGGCAGAUCUUUUGGAUCAAGAAGCAGCACUCAUCCAAAAGAUUGAUCGCUUAAAGAUUGCCGCAAAUGAAGAAAACAGAGAGCGAAAGAUAGUGCGGCUACUGGAGGCGAUGUCUUCCUCCAAAAAAUGGAUGGUAGAAAAGGUCGGCAUCGUAUCCGUCGAUACUCCCAACACCAUUCGUGCUCGCGAGUUACGGGAUCUCUACCACGCGCUGAAUGUGCCUCUUGUGUCGGUCGACGAGAGGUUGCAGAUAUUGUUACAUGUCAAGUACACGGUCAAGGAAUUUGACUGCAAUUUGACAAGAGAGAUUGUGGAGCUCAUUGACCGAGAAGGAGAUUUGGUCAGUCGUGGUCGGGAUGCCAAGACUAUGGAAGGGCUCCGAAAGCGAAUUAGCAAUCUAUUUUUGCAAUUCAUUCAGACGCCAGAGUUUAAUCCAGAGGCGGGCUUAUACCAAAAGUUCCCUGACGCAGGCCAAUCCUGGAAGCGAGAUCAAGCCGUCUACUACUGUCGAAGCUGCACACGCUACCUACCUUCCACAGCAUUCUACCUUUCAACCACUAUGAAACACCUGGGCAAAUGUAAAACAUGCACAACGGAAGAGAACUUGGCGACAUCGCGAAAGGAUGACUCUAUUUACUCGGACUUGUUAAAACUUAUUCGCCUACAAGAACUUCAACGAAGAGCUUCAUCAGGGGUACCAACAGAUGCGCACUACAAUGCAAUAUCCCUUCUUCAGGAAUCCGAUAUGCGAUACCUAGUGGAUCGGGUUUGGAAUCGUCAGAGCGCAGUUAGCGGGAGCAGGGCAUUGGAGAGUCUCGUCCUCACAAGAUGGAAUCCCAAUGUUGAGUUGAGCCCAUGGAAUUGCAUUUUGCUGACAAAAGCCGAGGCGGCUACGCAUGACCGCCAGCCAGAUCCAGAAGAACUUUACUCUGAAGAGUUUGUGCGAAAGAUAUUGCAGAAGCACUUUGCUGCCAAGCAGCACUUUGCCCAACUGCCAGCUAUGGAAAAAUACCUUAGAAGACAUUAUGUGGAAGACGCUCAAGGGAAAAUGGUGUACACUCCAGCGGAGGGUUCUGUAACAAGCUGACGAGUUACCUCAAUUGAAAAGGAAUCUGUCAUUUUGUCCUAUAAUUUUUUUUUUGAUGAAUAUUAUUCUUUCGAAAUUGCUAGCGAUAUUGGAA
Molecule: messenger RNA, 3174 nt
Organism: Spizellomyces punctatus DAOM BR117
Lineage: Eukaryota; Fungi; Chytridiomycota; Chytridiomycetes; Spizellomycetales; Spizellomycetaceae
Exons: 11
Coding region: 618-3080 (820 amino acids)
Biological process (GO): cilium assembly
Cellular component (GO): acrosomal vesicle; motile cilium
Source: RefSeq, a predicted model, not a curated record